Molecule: messenger RNA, 1161 nt
Organism: Belonocnema kinseyi
Lineage: Eukaryota; Metazoa; Arthropoda; Insecta; Hymenoptera; Cynipidae
Gene: Coq7
Product: 5-demethoxyubiquinone hydroxylase, mitochondrial
Exons: 3
Coding region: 132-737 (201 amino acids)
Biological process (GO): determination of adult lifespan; regulation of reactive oxygen species metabolic process; ubiquinone biosynthetic process
Cellular component (GO): mitochondrial inner membrane; nucleus
Molecular function (GO): 3-demethoxyubiquinol 3-hydroxylase activity
Source: RefSeq, a predicted model, not a curated record
AUUUUGUAUUGUUUGGAAUUGAGUGUUUUCGAAAUGUUGAUAGAAGAAUAGAAAAAGUGCCAAGCAUUUUAUUAUGUAAUAUCGUUAUAUUGGAAUCUUGCAUUUUGAGAGAAUAAGGAAUAAGGAACAAAAUGUUGCGACUCGGUCAAAGAACUUUGACUCGUUUGGCGAGUACUGAUGCAACACAAAAUUCAGCAGCAACAGCAAAUACAAAAGCGAGUAAUCUUAUUGAUUCGAUCGUCAGAGUUGAUCAUGCUGGCGAAUUGGGAGCUGAUAGGAUUUACGCUGGACAAAUGGCGGUUUUAGGCAACUCUUCAGUCGGGCCGACAAUUCGCCAUAUGUGGGAGCAGGAAAAAAAGCACAGGGCCAAAUUUGAGGAGCUAAUUGUAAAGCACCGAGUUCGACCAACUGCCCUUCUGCCAAUCUGGAACGUUGCCGGUUUCGUUUUGGGAGCCGGAACAGCUUUGUUGGGUCCAAAAGCUGCGAUGGCUUGCACUGUCGCCGUCGAGGAUGUCAUUGUCGAACACUACAACGACCAACUCAGAUCUCUCAUGGAAAAUAAGGAGACCGUCGACAAGGAAUUGCUAGAAACAAUCCAGAAAUUCCGGGACGAGGAGCAGGAACAUCAUGACACUGGAUUGGAUCUCGGGGCCAAACAGGCGCCAUUUUACCAGCUUUUGACUAAUUGCAUCAAGUUUGGGUGCAAGACUGCGAUCAAAAUUUCUAAAGUUGUUUAAAAUAUUUUUUUUAUAAGUUGAGGCAUCGCAAAGUCGGCUUAAAAGCACUUUUUUCAAAAAUCGCUCGAUAAGUGUUUUUUUUUUUUAAAUGAGCGUAAGAAAAUUAUUUUGUUUAAUAAAAAAAUUGCAUUUUUUGUUUUUUUGUAACUUUUCAAGUCCGGUACUGAUAUAAAAAUUCUUGAAGUGAGUAACACGGGACUUUAAUCACGCAAAUAAUUCAUAAUAGGUUAGAGGAAGCACCAAAAAUUGUUUAUAAUGUUGAAAAUAUAUAGAGUCAUAGUUUUGGAAUAAAAUGAGUGAGAAAUUAAUAUAAGAUUAGGAAUAGUUUUAAAAAACCUGGAAAACAUGGAAUGUUUUUCGAGAGCGUGCUCAAGUUUUUUUUUCAAUUUGUGAUAUGAAAUUAAAUAAAAACGUUUUCUGAUUU